GCCUAAUCAAAGGGGUCCUUUCCCGCACAAGGAAAUCAUUUUUACUUAUUAACACAAGUCUGAUGUUUAUGUUGACAGAAAUCGAAGAAUGCCUGCUGAGGGCAAGAGAUCAUUAAACAUGGAUGAAAAAGAGGUGAGCUCCUUUAGUAACAAGGAGAAAGACAGGGAUGGUGAUAGACGGCCCGCCUCCUCCCGGGAUAAAGUGAAGGAUGAGGCAAAGAUGAGUGGCAAGAAAGAUAUUGGUAAGGCUGCAGAGGAAAAGAGGAGGCGGCUUGAGGAGGACAAAAGAAAGAAGGAAGAAAAAGAGCGGAAACGGAAAGAGGAGGAGAAACAGAAGGCAGAGGAGGAGCAGAGGAAGAAGGAGGAAGAGGAGAAGAAGCAGCAAGAGGAGCAGGAGAGGAAAGUUCAGGAGGAGGAGGCCAAGAGACAGCGUGAAGAGGAGGCAGCUCAACUCAAAGAGAAGGAGGAGGGCCACCAGCUCCACCAGGAGGCCUGGGAGCGCCACCAGUGCCGGAAGGAGCUUCGCGUCCGCAACCAGAACGCCCACGAGGGCCGUCCCGAGGAGACCUUCUUUAGCCGCCUUGACUCCAGCUUGAAGAAGAACACAGCCUUUGUCAAGAAGCUGCGCACGCUCACCGAGCAGCAGCGCGAUGCCCUCUCCAACGACUUUGGCUCGCUCAACCUCAGCAAGUACAUCGGCGAGGCGGUGGGCUCUGUGGUGGAGGCCAAGCUGAAGAUCUCUGACGUGGGCUGCGCCGUGCACCUGUGCUCCCUCUUCCACCAGCGUUACGCCGAAUUCGCCCCACUGCUUCUCCAGGCCUGGAAAAGGCACUUUGAGGCGCGCAAGGAAGAGAAGGCACCCAACGUGAGCAAGCUGCGCACCGACCUGCGCUUCAUCGCAGAGCUCACCAUCGUAGGCCUGUUCACCGACAAGGAGGGCCUGUCGCUCAUCUACGAGCAGCUGAAGAGCAUCAUCGGGACGGACCGCGAGACACACACGCAUGUGUCAGUGGUCAUCAGCUUCUGUAAGCACUGCGGGGACGACAUUGCGGGCCUGGUGCCUCGCAAGGUGAAGGCUGCACGGGAGAAGUUUGGCCUGGCCUUCCCUCCCAGCGAGAUCAUCAACACGGAGAAGCAGCAGCCCUUUCAGAACCUUCUGAGGGAGUACUUCACCUCGCUCACCAAGCACCUGAAGAAGGACCACCGCGAGCUGCAGAACAUUGAGAGGCAGAACAGGCGUAUCCUCCACUCCAAAGGGGAGCUGAGUGAGGACAGACACAAGCAGCAUGAGGAGUUUGCCACGUCCUACCAGAAGCUGCUGGCUAACACCCAGUCUCUGGCUGACUUUCUGGAUGAGAACAUGCCAGAGCUUCCACUGGACAAGACUGUGCAGGAAGAGCACGGCCCUGGCAUUGACAUCUUCACCCCUGGGAAGCCCGGAGAGUAUGACCUGGAGGGGGGCAUCUGGGAGGACGAGGAUGCCAGGAACUUCUACGAGAACAUGGUGGACCUGAAGGCCUUCGUCCCCGCCAUCCUGUUCAAAGAUAACGAGAAGGGCAAGGACAAAGAGGAGGCUGCUGCUAAAGAGGCUAAAGAUGCUGCGGCCACCACAGAGGAGUUGGAGUUGGAGCUCGAGGCUCUAGACAUCGCUGAUGACCCUCUGGAGCUGGAUGGACCUGACGAGGCAGAGAACGAGGCAGAGCUCGCCAAAAAACUGUUGGACGAGCAAGGUAAAGAUGAAGAACAAGAGGAUGAGGAGGCAAGCACCGGGUCCCACCUGAAGCUCAUCGUGGACGCCUUCAUCCAGCAGCUUCCCAACUGUGUCAACAGAGACCUCAUAGACAAGGCUGCCAUGGAUUUCUGCAUGAAUAUGAACACCAAGUCAAACAGGAGGAAGCUGGUCCGGGCUCUCUUCACCGUUCCCAGACAAAGGUUGGAUCUGCUGCCCUUUUACUCCCGUCUGGUGGCCACCCUUCACCCCUGCAUGUCAGAUGUGGCCGAUGACCUGUGCUCCAUACUCAAAGGAGACUUCAGGUUCCACAUCCGGAAGAAGGACCAGAUCAACAUCGAAACAAAAAAUAAAACUGUAAGGUUUAUCGGGGAGCUGGCCAAGUUCAAGUUGUUCUCAAAAACGGACACUCUGCAUUGUCUGAAGAUGCUGCUGUCAGACUUUUCCCAUCACCACAUAGAGAUGGCCUGCACCCUGCUGGAGACCAGUGGACGCUUCCUCUUCAGAUCCCCCGACUCCCACCUCCGGACCAGCGUCCUUCUGGAGCAAAUGAUGCGUAAGAAGCAGGCGCAGCACCUGGAUGCUCGCUACGUGACCAUGGUGGAGAAUGCCUACUACUACUGCAACCCCCCGCCCAUGGAGAAGACUGUCAGGAAGAAGAGGCCCCCGCUGCAGGAGUACAUCCGCAAACUGCUCUACAAGGACCUCUCCAAGGUCACCACGGAGAAGGUGUUGAGGCAGAUGCGUAAACUCCCCUGGCAGGACCCAGAGUCUAAAGGCUACCUGAUCUGCUGCAUGGUCAACAUCUGGAACGUCAAGUACAACAGCAUCCACUGUGUGGCCAACCUGCUGGCCGGCCUUGUGGCCUACCAGGAGGACGUGGGCAUCCACGUGGUGGACGGGGUCCUGGAGGACAUCCGCCUGGGAAUGGAGGUGAACCAGCCCAAGUUCAACCAGCGUCGGAUCAGCAGUGCCAAGUUCCUGGGGGAGCUCUACAACUACCGCAUGGUGGAGUCAGCGGUCAUCUUCCGCACCCUCUUCUCCUUCAUCUCGUUCGGGGUGAACCCGGACGGCGGCCCCAGCCCCCUGGACCCCCCCGAGCACCUGUUCCGCAUUCGCAUGGUCUGCACCCUGCUGGACACCUGCGGACAGUACUUUGACCGAGGCUCCAGCAAGAGGAAGCUGGACUGCUUCCUCAUCUACUUCCAGAGGUAUAUCUGGUGGAAGAAGAGUGUGGAGGUGUGGAGUGCAGAGCACCAGUUCCCCAUCGACAUUGACUACAUGAUCAGUGACACCCUGGAGCUGCUCCGGCCAAAGAUGAGGCUCUGCAUCUCCCUGGAAGACUCCGCGCGACAGGUCACCGAGCUGGAGAGGGAGUUCCUCGUUAAAUUGGGACUGGCCAUGGAUGGGCAGAAGGACGGCCGGCCCUCCAGUGCCAUGGGGAGUGAAGGCGAGGCGCUAGACGAGGAUGACGACGACGACGACGAAGAGGGAGGGGCGGACACAGAGGAACAGUCUGGCAAUGAGAGCGAGAUGAACGAGCCAGAGGAAGAAGAAGGGUCUGAGAAUGAGGAAGAGGAGCGGGAGGAAGAGGAGGAGGAGAACACCGACUAUCUGACCGACUCCAACAAGGAGAACGAGACAGACGAGGAGAACAAUGAGGUGACCAUCCGUGGUGGCGGUCUGAAGCAUGUGGCAUGUGCGGAGGAUGAGGACUUCAUCCAGGCUCUGGACAAGAUGAUGCUGGAGAACCUGCAGCAGCGGAGCGGGGAGGCGGUGAAGGUGCACCAGUUGGACGUGGCCAUCCCCCUGCAGCUGAAGAGCCAGCUGAAGAAAGGCCCUGGCGGACCCGUCUGCUCUGGGGAGGGGGACGCAGACAUCUCAGACACCAUGCAGUUUGUCAUGCUCACACGCAAGGGGAACAAGCAGCAGUUUAAGAUCUUGAACGUGCCUUUAUCUUCCCACCUGGCUGCCAACCACUUCAACCAGCAGCAGGCAGAGCAGGAGGAGAGGAUGAGGAUGAAGAAGCUCACGCUGGACAUCAACGAGAGACAGGAGCAAGAGGACUACCAAGAAAUGAUGGCGUCUCUGGCCCAGCGGCCUGCUCCUGCCAACACCAACCGGGAGCGGCGCCCGCGUUACCAACACCCCAAAGGGGCACCCAACGCCGACCUCAUCUUCAAGACCGGAGGAAGACGCUAGACCAUUGCAACCUAUGGAUGGAUGGAGCUGCAGUAAUGAUGGAGAAGCUGAUUGGAGUCUAGCUGAGGGAGCGAGCGAAUGAGAGAGCGAGAGAGGGCGAGCGGACCAUCGGUCUCGCCUGAGCAGGGAGUGAGUCCGCCAGCCGCCCACUGACGCAAGCGCAGACACCCCCACCUAACCCCGCCGCCGGAAGAAGAGAAAGAGAAAGGGCAUCAACGAGGGGUGGGGAAGAGGGGGGGCACCCCCUUCAUCCAGCUAAGGCGUUCCAGAGAACUCCCCUUCCUUUCUGUGCGUCACCCGGGACGACACCAGCACAGCAGCACAAACACCCACCCCGUCUCAACAAGAGGAUGAACCAAAAGAUGAAUGAAAGAACGACUGACCAGCUGACGGACGGAUAUAUGUACGGACAGACAUAGACGCAGACAAACAGACGCACGGGCAGCUAGGCAGCAGGACAAGGGAUCACAGUCGUCUUCUCUAUGCUCCCGUGCAGGAUGAGGAUGUGGUGUACAAGGGCUCACAAGAGGAGGAGAACGGACAAAGUGAUAGCAAAGGGGACGGGUGUGACAUCUUUGGAGAUGGACUGUGCUUCUCUUACUAGGAACAGAUUUGUCAUUCAGUCUUUUUAUCUCUUUAUCUAGCUAAAUCACACACUGUUCAAAGGCAGCUCUGAGAGGGGUAUGGAGGAGAGACAGACGGGGUCACCACUACUAAAUGACUUGAUAAACAAGGGAACAAGGAGGCCAGGAUUAUGUACAGAAAGGCGCGGUUGCUUGUGUGUGAGGAUGGGUUACACGUGUAGGAUCUUAAUUUGAGCCAGUUUGCUACAGCGGGACAAUAAUCCUGCAGCAACAGGAAAUGUGAAUUAUUAUGUGGAUUAUGAUUAGUGGGUAUUUUUGUAGGGGUUGAUACAUUUUUGUAAGGGAAAAUCAAGUCUGACAUUUCUAAGUGGAAAUUACAAACUUCAGAAGCAUUUUUAAACCUCAUACACUAAAAGUUUUAAAAUGUCCUGCAUUGCAGCACAGUUCUCCUGCAACAGGGUGAUCAAAUUAAGAUCCUGCAUCUGUACCAUAGAGAUUGUUUGCUCCUCCUAACCCUGUUGGAAAUGGAACACCUUGUCACGGUGACGACCCUGACCCAGAGGCGGGUACGAGACCAGUGUUGACUGACCAGCGAUUCAUCAUCAGAAAUAAAAAAUAAAUAUAAGUGAUGAAUAUAAUACAUAUUCUUUAUUUUUUCAGCAUUUUGGCUUUCUAGAUGUUUCCUUUAUUUUCAUGAAAAAUCUAUACUUUCUUGGGGUGAUAUACAGUUUGUUGAUUUGGAAUUUGUGUGCCGUAUUGUAGUUUUUGACAAAUGGAUAAGAUACUUAUCUGUGCUCUUGCCUCCUGAGCCCUACUCAGUGAUGAUAACUUCUGUUUGAUUGUUUCUGUCUGUUGAAUCUAUAGAUAGAUAAUCUGUACUCUACUGCAUGGGCCUUUCAGCACCAUGGGCCUUUCUGUAAACCAAUUUCUGCCUGUUUCAGUAAAAGUGUCAGUUUGUGACUCAC
Messenger RNA from Salvelinus fontinalis (brook trout), 5480 nucleotides. RefSeq names its product regulator of nonsense transcripts 2-like. The transcript is spliced from 23 exons. NCBI's taxonomy places the organism in Eukaryota, Metazoa, Chordata, Actinopteri, Salmoniformes, Salmonidae. Gene Ontology annotation, molecular function: RNA binding; protein binding. The record is from RefSeq and is a predicted model, not a curated record. Gene Ontology annotation, biological process: nuclear-transcribed mRNA catabolic process, nonsense-mediated decay. The coding region runs from base 89 to 3931 and encodes 1280 amino acids. Gene Ontology annotation, cellular component: cytoplasm; exon-exon junction complex.